AUGGCGAGCGUCAAGAUAGCCUCUCUAGCCAUCCGCACGCUAGCAAAGCCCAUCUCGGCCAAGCUCAAGUCACAAGCACAAGAACAUCCUCGCUUUCGAGCCGUAUGCAUCGAUAUCGCCCAGUUCAUGCACCGCACCGAGUUCAAAAUGCGUACCAACCUCCUCGGGGAGCCCGUCACCAAGAUCCGACCGCUGAACGAUGCAAAGGCUAUCUCACAAGGCGCCAACUUCCUAUCAGAGUCCUUCCUCUUCAGCGUUGCCCUGGCUUUGAUCGUGGGCGAGAAUGUGAGAGGUCGCGUCAAGACGGCGAGGCGGAAGGACGAAGUAGACGACAAACUGGACGCGAUACACGAAGAGAUGCGCACGCUCAAGGAAGCGAUAGAGAAACAGCAAGCACGCUUGGCAGAAGCGCUGGAUGAAGAAAAGGCGCGUGUACUCGACUUUGGUCAGGUGCUGGAGACGAUUGUCGACUCUGGCGUUCGUGGCGAGUGGCUAGAACGCAUCAUAGCUGGCGACGGACCUACACGGUCUGCUCUCGAGCGAUUGCGCAACGAGACCAAGCCGAUGACGAAGUCGGAGAACGAGAGCUGA
This is a messenger RNA of Mixia osmundae IAM 14324, 591 nucleotides long. RefSeq lists its product as uncharacterized. Bases 1 to 591 code for a protein of 196 amino acids. The record is from RefSeq and is a predicted model, not a curated record. Gene Ontology annotation, biological process: regulation of lipid metabolic process. Gene Ontology annotation, cellular component: mitochondrion. The transcript has a single exon. NCBI's taxonomy places the organism in Eukaryota, Fungi, Basidiomycota, Mixiomycetes, Mixiales, Mixiaceae.